Molecule: messenger RNA, 1578 nt
Organism: Arabidopsis arenosa
Lineage: Eukaryota; Viridiplantae; Streptophyta; Magnoliopsida; Brassicales; Brassicaceae
Source: the annotation of a GenBank genome assembly
AUCUUUCACCUUUACUUCCGAUCAUGAACGGCAAUAACGAGGAAAAAAUUCCGGUGGAGAAUCACGGCGGAGGAGAAGAUAUUAAACCACCGGAAAAUAAAAAAUGGCGAUUUAAUUCUCCUUUUGUUCAAGUGAGCUUAAUGGGAUUCGUCUGUUUCUGUUGUCCAGGAAUGUUCAACGCUCUCUCCGGCAUGGGAGGCGGUGGUCAAGUAGAUCCCACCGCCGCUAACAACGCUAACACCGCCGUUUACUCCGCUUUCACCGUUUUCGGCCUUUUAGGCGGCGGGUUUUACAACGUCCUCGGUCCACGCCUCACGUUAGCCGCUGGAUGUUCGACUUACGUACUCUACGCCGGAUCUUUCCUCUACUACAACCAUCACCACCACCAAGCUUUCGCGAUAGUCGCCGGAGCUUUACUCGGUUGCGGCGCGGGACUUCUCUGGGCUGGAGAAGGAGCUGUGAUGACGUCAUAUCCACCGCCGCAUCGGAAAGGUACUUACAUCGCUUUGUUCUGGAGUAUCUUCAAUCUCGGCGGCGUAAUCGGUGGAUUAAUCCCGUUUAUCCUAAAUUACCACCGUAGCUCCGCCGCAUCGGUCAACGACUCGACGUAUAUCGCGUUCAUGUGUUUCAUGUUCGCAGGCGUUCUCCUCUCUUUCGGAAUCCUCCCGGCGACCUCAGUGAUCCGUAACGACGGAUCUAGAUGCUCUGCUGUGAAAUACUCCCGUCCGUCAACAGAAGCAGCGGCCGUGCUACGGCUAUUCCUCGAUCGGAAAAUGCUCCUCAUUGUCCCCGCGGCUUGGGCUAGCAACUUCUUCUAUAGCUAUCAAUUCAACAAUGUGAAUGGACUUCUCUUUAACUUAAGAACCAGAGGAUUCAACAAUGUUUUCUACUGGGGAGCUCAAAUGGCUGGAUCCAUUGCCAUUGGUUACGUGAUGGACUUCAGCUUCAAAAGCCGGAGAGCGAGAGGAUUUGCCGGAAUAUCUUUAGUCGCGGUGAUCGGAACCAUUAUUUGGGCGGGAGGGUUAGCGAAUCAGCACGGUUACUCGUUGAACAAUCUACCGGAAAAGAAACUUGAUUUCAAAGAUUCCGGGAUAGAAUUUGCGGGACCUUUCGUGUUAUAUAUGAGCUAUGGAUUGUUAGAUGCAAUGUAUCAGAGUAUGGUGUAUUGGUUGAUAGGAGCAUUGGCUGAUGAUUCGCAGACUUUGAGUAGAUAUAGUGGAUUCUACAAAGGAGUGCAGAGUGCAGGAGCUGCAGUGGCUUGGCAAGUGGAUACUCGUAAGGUUCCGUUAAUGUCACAGCUUAUUGUUAAUUGGUCACUUACUACUGUAAGUUAUCCGUUACUUGUUCUUCUUGUGCAUUUUUAUGUUAAGAAUGAUAAUGAUGAUGAUAGUAAUGAUAAGGUUUAGAUAGUAGUUUAUUAGAACAUUCAGUAAGUUUACGUUUUUAAUACAAUGAUUUUCCGAAAUGAAAGUAACAGUUACAUAGAGAAACAAAGAUUUGAGGCUGUGAAAUGAAUGUCUCUAUUCUUUAUGGUAAUUGAGAGACUAUCUGGGUUUCUCAUAAAGUAGUGUCCUUUAU